CUUCUUUUUAUAGGAGUUAUAAGUGUCUGUCAGGCACAUUACUGAACAGAGACACCAUCCAGGUUUGAUUUUACUCCCGAUUUUAUUAAUAAGAAGCUAUCUACAUCCUUGUUACAAGAUGAACAUAAAUGCAGUGAUCCGUUUGAUGUCAUUGCUGUCUCUCUGGAUGCGGACCGGAGAAGGUCAGAUAUUCCAGCCUGAGCUCACACCCAAUACUUUCCUAGCCAGGAUCACCAGCAAUACAGUGAUGCUGAAGCAGCCGUAUUGUGUAUUUGAUCAGACAUGCCCUGACUGUGAGAUAUGGCUGGUGGCUGGGCUGUGCUCAGCAAACGCCAUCUUUGAUGCUCAAGUGAACAGCUCAACUCCCAACAUCCUCAGCUUGUCACCCUACCCAACAGCAUUCAACUCAUCAUCAAACAACUUCUUUCUGACCAGAGUUGGACUUCUGUCAGAUUUCCCCUGUAAUCAGUCCUCCAAUGAUCAGUACUUCGUAGUUGGAGCUGAUGGGAAAUGUAGUGGCAUCAACUGUAAUGGAGAACUUCCUGAUGGAUUCUCCGUUUGUUUCAAGUAUCUUCUAAUCUAUACUAAUGAGACUCUUGUUAAUUCAUCGAACUGGUCUGUCAACAUUGAUCUCCCCAAACUACUAAACCUUCACAACAUUAAUGAUGGUCUGAGUGCGAGAUCUGGUGCCAUGGUUGUUAUUACUUCCAUCCUGUGUGCGGCUGUGGCUCUGCUUUUACUUCUUUUCUUCAUCAUGUUAUGCAUAACCUGCUGUACCAAGAAAGAGAGUAAGGAAAUCUCAGUCACGAACUCAAUCCGUAUCCCGCGCUAUGACACCCACGACCUAAAGAACCGCGUGCACCCCUACGACAACCCUGCUUACCAGUCAGACUUUAAAAAUUACUCCACAGCCAACACUCUGCCCAAGGAUGUCACACAAAAGCUGUGAGCUACCAAAGACACCAUCACUGCACUGCAUAUU
Molecule: messenger RNA, 982 nt
Organism: Cyprinus carpio (common carp)
Lineage: Eukaryota; Metazoa; Chordata; Actinopteri; Cypriniformes; Cyprinidae
Product: uroplakin-3b-like
Source: RefSeq, a predicted model, not a curated record